Messenger RNA from Penicillium manginii, 321 nucleotides. RefSeq lists its product as uncharacterized. The transcript is spliced from 2 exons. The coding region runs from base 1 to 321 and encodes 106 amino acids. The record is from RefSeq and is a predicted model, not a curated record. NCBI's taxonomy places the organism in Eukaryota, Fungi, Ascomycota, Eurotiomycetes, Eurotiales, Aspergillaceae.
AUGCAAAAUUUCUGGCUUUUCCCGAACCUGCUCGCUUCCGUCGUUUCUUCGGCGGGGGGAAUCAUCGCAUUUGCCAAUCCAUCGGCUCUGUCUGGAUCGUCUCAGGUUACCAAGGGGGAGCUUUAUUAUCAACGUAUGUACUCGGCACGUGCUCUACCACUAGGAGUUCUUGCGGGAAUCCUUCCAUUCUACUACGAUGGUCCAGCCGUAGCAUCGGCAGUUUUGGCAUCUGCGGUAGUUCAGGGACUGGAUGUGCUUAUCGGAUAUACCAAGGGAGAUAGAGGUAUUCGCCUGGACAUGCACGUUUGGAGACCAAAUUGA